GCUCAUUGCUGCUCACGUUCAGGGAUGGCCGUUAAUGUUGCCAGUUGUCUUAUCCGUGCUCCUCAUGGCUCCUCAUGGCUCCUCCGCUAGGUAUCUUGCAUCCACAUCAUCAUAUCAUAUCAUAUUUUGAUUGAGCCUCAGAACGACAAUUCGAACGUUCUGUGGCCAUGCAUGGUUACGAUAAUAACUACGUACAUUGAGCUCGCUUCCUUGAUCGAGACUAUUUUAGCGCGAGUCUUGGACGCUAUAAAACCAAUGAUGAAGUUCUUCUACCGGCUUAAGCGCCGUUUUCCCACUUUUUGUUGUUUUGUUGCUCUUACAGCUAAUGCGUUCUUUCCUUAUACCUGUCCUUUCAUUUACACUCGGCCUCGCCGCCAGUGCGAUUGCCGACCCCACUCUCUCUCCUUGGCGGAUUCACGAACAGCGUUCCAAUAUACCCGCAGGAUGGAACCGUGCACGAAAGCUUGAUUCUUCUGUGUCGAUUCCCUUACGAUUUGCGCUUGCCCAGUCGAAUAUCGAGAAUAUCGAAGAACUUCUCUACGAUGUGUCGCAUCCUGACUCAUCUAAUUACGGCAACCACUGGUCUGCAAGUCAGAUUGCAGCCAAAUUUGCCCCGAGUACCGAGUCUAUCGAGACUGUGCGCUCAUGGUUGAUCGAAAGCGGUGUGGAACCCCACCGCAUAAAACUCUCUCCCACCAAGGGGUGGCUUGAAGUGGCUUCUACUGUCGAAGAGGCUGAAAAUCUUUUGCUUGCCAAAUACCAUAUGUACGAUCACAACACCGGCACAAAACAUAUUGCCUGCGAGAGUUACCAUUUGCCAGAGCAUGUGAUCCCGCAUGUUGACUUUGUGACUCCUACCAUACAUUUUGAUGCCAGGAUCCAAAAGCGUGAUCAAUAUAGCAGAGGUAUCACUCCCAAGACGACCGGUCAAAUCGACAGCAUUUUGGACCAAAUUGAGGAUUGUGAUCAGCAAAUCACGCCAAUUUGCUUGAGGGCUCUCUACGGACUUUGGUAUCAGCCAGUCGCCGGGAGCAGCAACAGCUAUGGAAUUGUGGAAUAUACCCCACAGAUCUAUGUGCAGUCUGAUCUUGACAUGUUCGCAAAGAAUUUUUCAACUGGUCUUGAAGGAGUUUCCCCUACGCUGGUCUCGAUCGAUGGAGGUACCCUCCCGACUUCUGACUCUGGCUCUUCUUUUGACUACAAUGGGGAAUCCAACCUCGAUCUGGAGUACGGUAUGACCUUGGUAACAAAGGGACAAAACGUUACUCUUUACCAAGUUGGAGAUUGGGUUCAAGGUGGUUCUUUCAAUACCUUCCUUGAUGCCCUGGAUGGAACAUACUGUACAUACGACGGCGGUGAUGAUCCCUCCCAGGAUCCUGUUUAUCCUGACACCGCUAGUGGCGGAUACGACGGCAAUGAGGAAUGCGGAGGUGUCAAGCCUGCAAACGUCAUUUCCACAUCCUACGGAUACAAUGAAGCCGACCUCUCUGCCGCUUAUGCUAUUCGCCAAUGCAACGAGUACGCAAAACUCGGCCUCAUGGGCGUCACUUUCCUCUUCAGUUCGGGAGACUCGGGUGUUGCAGGCAGCGAUGGCUGUUUAAAUGCCGAUGGUACUCAAACCGCGGACGGUAAAAUCUUCAAUCCCUCCUUUCCUGCUACAUGCCCGUAUGUCACCGCGGUCGGUGCCACACAAGUUAGCCCCGGUCAGAAUGUAUGGGAACCCGAAAACGCGUGUGAACAGGUCAUUUACUCUGGUGGUGGAUUCAGCAACUACUUCAGUAUGCCCAGCUACCAGAAGGGAGCAGUCGAAGGGUAUCUAGAAAUUAAUCCGAUCCCGUACUCGAAGGAUAUCUACAACUCUACCGGGUCCCGUGCAUAUCCCGAUCUUUCUGCCAAUGGAGCGAACUACGUCGUUGCUAUUGACGGUAGUUUCCAGCUCGUGUACGGAACGUCCGCGGCUUCACCUGUCGUCGGUGCUAUCUUAACCAUGGUGAACGACGCUCGUAUCGCGCGCGGUAAACCACCUCUUGGGUUCAUCAACCCCACCAUCUACUCCACUGCUUUCGUACCCAGCUUUAAGGAUGUCACCAACGGAACGAACCCAGGGUGUGGCACUCUGGGAUUCAAUACAACUAAAGGUUGGGAUCCUGUUACUGGCCUCGGGACGCCCUACUUUCCCUCUCUGCUCGCCAAGUGGCUGACUCUUUAA
Molecule: messenger RNA, 2209 nt
Organism: Suillus subalutaceus
Lineage: Eukaryota; Fungi; Basidiomycota; Agaricomycetes; Boletales; Suillaceae
Product: peptidase S8/S53 domain-containing protein
Exons: 10
Coding region: 326-2209 (627 amino acids)
Biological process (GO): proteolysis
Molecular function (GO): tripeptidyl-peptidase activity; serine-type endopeptidase activity
Source: RefSeq, a predicted model, not a curated record